AUACCCGGUGAUUCAUCAGCAGUUUGACAUUACAUCCAGAGAGUUGGAUUAGCCACUAGAAGCCUGCGAAAGUCAGAUAAGGUGCACUGAGUUCCAGAAUGGCGUCCACGCAAGGUCUUCACUCGCUUGCGACUAUCAUCAAGAGGCUAGAGGCCGCGACAUCGCGUCUCGAAGAUCUCGCUGCCCUCGGCGCACCACCCCCCACCGCUGCCGCCCCCUCAGCAGCAUCGCUCGCAUCCACCGAGCCGACGCCUGUUCCCCCACCGCCCCCGCCCCCACCAGCUCCUGCCACCAUCCCCCCCGUCGCGCCGGGGGAGGUACCGAAGGCGGUGCGGGUGUAUGAUGAGGUUAUCAUCGAUGGCAAGCUCAAGCUGUUUGUUGAGCUUACGAAGAGCUUUGCGAGUCAAAGCGUUAUCGAGCAGGUCGGGCUUGUAGGGAAGGAGUACGUGAAACUGCGCGAGGUCAUCCUGCUCGCGGCAAAUUGCAAGCAGCCCGAUCAGAAGGAUCUCGAGGGUGUACUCAUUCCUCUGUCCAACGAUAUCGAGGCUGUCAUCCAUGCGAAAGAAGAGUUCCGGAAGGACAGGGACUGGAAUCUUCAUCACACGAUGCUUGCGGAAGGCGCGCCCGCUGUUGGCUGGGCUGUGACACCUGAGCCUGGGCCGCAUGUCCAAAGCGUCAGAGAAUCGUCAGAAUUCUACGGCAACCGAGUUAUCAAGGACUACAAGGAGAAGGAUCCUAAACACGUCGAGUGGGUACGGGCUUGGUACGCUCUCCUCGACGAACUUCGCAAAUAUGUGGUGGAGUAUCACAAGACCGGCCUUGCCUGGAACCCAUCCGGCAAGUCUGUGGCCGAGUAUCAAGCAUCCGCUUCGGCAGCGCCGCCGCCACCGCCACCACCCCCUCCAGGUCCUCCGCCUCCGCCUGCGGCAGUGCCCGCUGCUGCUCCCGCCGCUGGUGGCGUCUCGGCGGUGUUUGCAGAGCUGAACCGUGGCGAGGAAGUAACGAAGCAUCUCCGGAAGGUCGACAAGAGUGAAAUGACACACAAGAAUCCGGCACUGAGGGCAGGCAGCACCGUCCCUGCAUCUGUCAGUUCUGGCUCGAGCGCUUCUGCUGCGAAGAAGCCACUGAAGCCGACUAAGCCGCAUGCUCUUGCUGGCAAAAAGCCGACGAAAUUCGCCUUGGAGGGCAACAAGUGGCUCGUUGAAAACUACGAGAAUGAAACGUCACUCACUGUCGAGAACACUGACCUCAGCCAUACAAUCAACUUGUACGGAUGCAAGAACUCUACCAUAAUUGUGAAGGGCAAGGUCAACGGUGUGACAAUGUUCAACUGCAGCAAGACAAGCAUCCUCGUCGAGAAUGUCAUCUCCUCAAUCGCAAUCACCAGCUCCCCGUCGUUCACGCUGCAGAUCACAGGCUCUGCGCCGACCAUCCAGCUCGACUCGAUAGACUCGGGACAUGUCUUCCUCUCAAGGGAUUGCCUGGGCAUCGAGAUCACCACAGCCAAGUGCAGCAGCAUCAAUGUGAACCUGCCAGUCGAGGGAGAAGAAGAAGGUGUUUUCUCAGAGGCACCUAUCCCCGAAAUGUUCAAGACUACGAUCCAAGACGGCAAGCUCGUCACGACUGCGGUCGAUCAUGCCGGAUAGCUUGUAGUAGGCCGACAUGAUUUUGUAAGACAUGUAGAAUUAAGGGGCGGUAUAUUCUGCUGGGACCAAUGAAACAGAAUUUCA
This is a messenger RNA of Phanerochaete carnosa HHB-10118-sp, 1730 nucleotides long. RefSeq lists its product as uncharacterized. The transcript has 9 exons. Gene Ontology annotation, cellular component: cytoplasm. Gene Ontology annotation, biological process: regulation of adenylate cyclase activity; cytoskeleton organization. Lineage: Eukaryota; Fungi; Basidiomycota; Agaricomycetes; Polyporales; Phanerochaetaceae. The record is from RefSeq and is a predicted model, not a curated record. Gene Ontology annotation, molecular function: adenylate cyclase binding; actin binding. Bases 99 to 1646 code for a protein of 515 amino acids.